AUGGCCGGCACCCUUGCCGCACUGUGCGGAAUCGGUGGCGGGAUGGUCAUGGGUCCUAUUCUGUUAGAUCUUGGUUUCUUGCCGCAGGUUCAGAGUGCAACAACGGCCACUACGCUCUUUGUGAUGUCGACGUCAACUUGCCUCACCUUCUUGGUGGCAGGGACGGUGCCAGUGGACUACGUGGUGUGGUUGGCAGUGGCGACAGGCGUCGGUGCUGUUUUUGGGAAGGCAUUGAUCGGUUAUGCAGUGAAGAAGCUCAGGCGGCCUUCCAUCAUUAUGUUCCUUCUUGCAGGCAUCAUCGCGUUGUCAGUGGUAGUCUUAGCGAUCACUGGCAUCGUUGACAUUGUCAACGACAUCCAGCACGGUAGGGACAUGUCAUUUCAAAGCUUCUGCAGCGAGAUUGGCCCGCCCCCACCCAGGACCGGGAAGGGGAGACCUCCCCAGCGUGACUGA
Messenger RNA from Prorocentrum cordatum, 453 nucleotides. The record is from the annotation of a GenBank genome assembly. NCBI's taxonomy places the organism in Eukaryota, Dinophyceae, Prorocentrales, Prorocentraceae.